AUGAAAGUCCAUACAGCAACAUUCUUGGCCUCUUCAAUUUCUGGCCUUUCUUUAAUUGCUAGUCUUGUAUUUAUUGCAAAUAUAUGUUCAGAUGUUGCCCAAUUGUGGCUAGAUCUUGACCAAGAAAUUGGGGUUUUCAGAGCCGAGACUGAUGAUCUAUGGAGAGAUAUGGUGAAUAUUGGGCGUUCACGUCAACGCCGUGAUACUGGCUACGAAGAAAAGCCAGCGAAGAAAGGAUAUGAUGAGGGAGUUAAUGCCCCAGCAGCACCAACAGGAGUACAACCACCAAGUGUUCCACCUAGUAUUCAAUCUAGUUCACCUGGAUCAGGAGGAUGUAAUUGUCUAACUGGUGCUGCAAAUAAAUGCCCAGCAGGACCACCUGGACCUAAAGGAGUAUCAGGGCCACCAGGAAAAGACGGAUUGGAUGGUCAACCUGGAGUUAACGGUAAAGAUGCGUUGGAUGUGACACCUGAUGUGCCAAAACCGGGAUGUUUCAAUUGCCCUGCUGGACCUCAAGGCCAACCUGGCCCAGUCGGACGUACUGGACCUAAAGGUCAUCCAGGAGCGAAAGGACAGCCAGCCCAUGCUGGACGUGAUGGAAACCCUGGCCCACCUGGAGAGUCAGGCCCGCCCGGUCCAGUUGGACCACCUGGUUCCAUCGGAUUGCCCGGAGAGAAGGGACGUGAUGCUGAACAACCAAUUGGUCGCCAAGGUCCUCGUGGACCAAAAGGCCCGCAAGGCCCUCGUGGCCCGGAAGGUGAUGCGGGAAUAAGUGCCCCAGCUGGAGAAGCUGGACCUCAAGGACCCCCUGGCGGUCCUGGACCUCAAGGUUCACCAGGAAACCAAGGCACGCCUGGUGAGGAAGGAAAUCCUGGACGAACUGGACGUGACGCUGAAUAUUGUCCUUGUCCUCAACGUUCAGCUGAAGUUAAAGGUGGAAAGGGAUAUGGAAGGAAAGCUUAAAUAUUGUGAAGAUAGAAGAAAAGAAAUAAAAAAAAUUGUGAUA
Molecule: messenger RNA, 1006 nt
Organism: Meloidogyne enterolobii
Lineage: Eukaryota; Metazoa; Nematoda; Chromadorea; Rhabditida; Meloidogynidae
Source: the annotation of a GenBank genome assembly